Esox lucius (northern pike) is the source of this 4667-nucleotide messenger RNA. RefSeq names its product eph receptor B6 (gene ephb6). Gene Ontology annotation, molecular function: transmembrane-ephrin receptor activity; ATP binding; protein binding. NCBI's taxonomy places the organism in Eukaryota, Metazoa, Chordata, Actinopteri, Esociformes, Esocidae. Gene Ontology annotation, biological process: axon guidance; cell surface receptor protein tyrosine kinase signaling pathway; central nervous system projection neuron axonogenesis. The coding region runs from base 50 to 3061 and encodes 1003 amino acids. The record is from RefSeq and is a predicted model, not a curated record. Gene Ontology annotation, cellular component: neuron projection; plasma membrane. The transcript has 19 exons.
UGCUCUCUCCCUCCCUUGCUCCCUGAGUUAGUGUGAUUCUCUAGUGGAGAUGUGGAGUGUCCUUCUUUCUCUCUCUCUGUUUCUCCAGCCUAAUUCAGCUGAGGAAGUGAUGCUGCUGGACACGACAGAGUCUACCUCAGAGCUGGGCUGGACUACCUAUCCUGACACUGGGUGGGAUGAGGUCAGUGUCCUGGAUGACCGGGGAAAACUAAUCCGGACCUUUGAGGUCUGCAACGUCAACCAGAACCCCCGUCCUCAGGACAACUGGCUGGCCACACCCUUCCUGUUACGCUACUCAGCGCCCCGCGUCUUUGUGACGCUGCGUUUCUCCGUGCGGGACUGCGCCAGCCUUCGCUCACCCUCGCCGUCCUGCCGGGAGACGCUCACCCUGUACUACAAGCAGGCGGACUCGCAGAGAGAGCUGGAGAGGACAUGGGCUGCAGAGCCAUCCAGUGGGGAGAAGGAGACGAGGGAGGGCUGGGUGAAGAUCGAUACCAUAGCAGCAGAUAAGAGUUUUACCAAGGUGGAGCCCAGUCUGCCUCACCAGUACCAACCAGACCGCUACCGGCGUGUCAACAUCAAGACCCGCAGCUUCGCUCCACUCACACGCAAUGGAUUUGUGCUGGCGAUUGUAGACAGUGGUGCCUGCGUCUCUCUAAUGGGCGUGUCCGUCUUCUACCGCCGCUGCCCAGCAACUAAUCUCUACCUGGCUUCUUACCCGGCCACACCCUCAGGGGCGGAGCCCACAGCCUUGGUACCUGUGAGUGGGACGUGUGUUCCCCACAGUGUAGCACAAGGAGGCUCCGCCCCUCGUAUGCACUGCAACGCAGAAGGGGAAUGGAUGGUGCCUGUGGGCGGGUGCAUCUGUGAAGAGGGAUACGAGCCCAAUCACAACGGAUCUGCAUGCUUAGCAUGUCCGGUGGGGUACUUUAAGUCAGUGUUGGGGUCCAUUCCAUGUUCAGUAUGUCCGGCUAACAGCAGAACUAGUCAGGAGGGAUCUCGAAUGUGUGAGUGUCGUAGCGGCUUCUACAGAGCGCCUGCCGACGUCAACUCCUCAGCCUGCACAGGCCCUCCUUCUGCCCCGACCUCUGUCUCCUGGGAGUAUGAGAGUGGUGACGGCGGGGUGUCACUGCGCUGGCGCCCUCCAGUGGACAUGGGUGGUCGUAGCGAGGUCCUGUAUGGGGUGGUGUGUAGAAUCUGUCCCUCAGCCACGUUUACAACCCCGGGGGGGUGCUCCUGGUGUGGCGAGACAGUCACUUUCACACCCUCCCAGACGGGCCUGAAGCAGACCAAGGUCACCCUCAACAACCUGCUCACCAGAGUCACCUACCUCAUACAGGUACAAGCGGUCAAUGAUGUCUCAGCUCUAAGUCCUUUCCCGCCUAGAUUCACAAGCAUCAAUUUCACUACCAGCCAGUCAGUACCCUCUCCGGUCCCUAGCCUGCACCAGCUGAGUCGAGCCCCAGACUCCAUCACUCUAUCCUGGCCACAGCCUGACAGACCCAAUGGAGACAUCCUGGAGUACCAGCUCAGAUACUAUGACAAGGGAUCAGAUGAGGACAGUGCUGUGAGUGUGUUUAGUGAGACCAACACAGUGACGGUCAGCUCUCUGGCUCCUGGCUCCAUCUAUGCCUUCCAGAUCAGGGCCCGCAACGAGAGGGGCUACGGGCCCUACAGUCACACCAUCUACUUCACCACUUUGGCCCUGGAGGAGCGUUCCAAGCAGAUCCAGAAUCGCCUCCCUUUAUUGGUCGGUUCUGUAAUGGGUGGGGCAGCCUUCCUCCUAGUGGUCGUGGCGAUAGUGGUCGUUUUCGUGUUCCGCAGUAAGAGGAGAGAGAGCCCCUACAGUGACAGACUCCAGAGGUACAUCAGCCACAAAGGGGGGGUCAAGUACUACGUAGACCCAUCCACCUACGAGGACCCUAGUGAGGCAGUCAAGGAGUUUGCCCGCGAGAUUGACCCCGCUCAUCUUAAGAUAGAAGAGGUGAUAGGUGCAGCCCAGUUUGGGGAGGUUUCUCGGGGGCGCUACCGGCCCCUGGGGCGAAGGGAGGUUUUGGUGGCGGUGAAGACACUGCGUUGGGGUGUGACUGACAGAGAGAAGGCAGUGUUUAUGAGCGAAGCUGGAGUGCUCGGACAGUUUGACCACCCCAACGUGCUGAAGUUGGAAGGGGUGGUCACUCGGAGUCCCCCAGAGAGGAUCAUCACUGAAUUCAUGGAGAAUGGACCGCUGGAUGCCUUUCUCAGGGAGAAUGAGGACCAGUUCAGUGUCCUCCAGCUGGUAGGCAUGGUGAGGGGUGUGGGGGCCGGGAUGAGGUACCUCUCUGAGAGGAACUUUGUCCACCGGGACCUGGCAGCCAGGAACGUGCUGGUCAACUCUAACUUGGUGUGCAAGGUGUCUGACUUCGGCCUUUCGCGCCUCAUGAGGGGUUUGGACCACAACAUGCCUACCUACACCGCCUCACUGGGAAGUAAGAUUCCUGUCAGGUGGACAGCCCCAGAGGCCUUCCAGCAUCGCAAGUUUAGCUCAGCCAGUGAUGUCUGGAGCUUCGGAGUGCUUAUGUGGGAAGUGAUGUCAUAUGGCGAGCGGCCAUACUGGGACAUGAGCAACCAGGAAGUCAUGAAGGCUGUGGCAGACCAAUACCGUCUCCCAGCCCCCCAUAACUGUCCCCCGGCGCUGCACUCCCUCAUGCUGCAGUGUUGGCAGGCUGAGAGGGCUGACCGCCUGGGCUUUGACUCCCUCCUGUCUUCCCUGGACAGGCUCAUACGACACCCUGCCUCCCUUAAGGCAGAGCAUCCCCGCUCCAGCCAGCCUCUGCUGAGCCCCACUCCCACAGACCUGUCAUCCGUAGCCACGGUCGGUGAGUGGCUGACAGCGCUGAGGAUGGACAGGUAUAAGGACCAGUUUGAGAGGGCACACCUGGACACACUGGACAGAGUCAGCAGGCUAACCAUGGAGGAUGUGCAGAACCUUGGGGUGAACCUGUUGGGUCACCAGAGGAAGAUCACCAAUGCAGCCCUGCAGCUCAGAACCCACCUGACCCAAGGCCAGGUGGAGGUCUAGAACCCACCGAUCCCUAAACAGGAACAAAUAGAGAGGUGCACUACGGGAGAUACGCAGUAGUCCAAGUUAAAGUGAGAUCUGGGAGAAGAAUGGCUGAAGAGGAACAGUAACAUGUGAGCGGGAGAAGUGUUCAGUAAUGUGUUGUAUUUCACUAGUUUGCGGUUGCUUAUCUUGUGUCUAACUCUUUACCAUUCUCUACCUCUCUCCUGCUCUUUUCUUUCUUACACUUCUCUCAUGUUGUCUCACAAAUAUCCCUCCCCUUUUCACAAGACAUGUCUCACCACAUUCAUUGGAUCGAUGAAAACCGUGAACAUUUAUUUUUUACCAGAUCAUAGAGAUCUCCCACCAUAAGCAAAUGACAAUCAAAGACUGUUUCUGCGGACUAAUGUCAAUAUAAUGAACAUUGUUUUGAUUAUUUGUUACGAUAUACUUCAGCUACUAUGUACAGAAAAUGUUGUACUCUGUUGACAAAACAUUAGCCAAUGGUUUCUCUCAUUGGUCACUUGCCUGGUCACUUGUAUGAGGAUUAGACUUGAAAAUGGGGGUGUAGCUUUCGUCCUGACCGAAUGGAGUCAUACACUGUUGAGCUUCACCCCCCUGUUGGUGUUUUUCUCACUGUUCACGUUUCUUUGUUUUGAUAGGUAUAGUACAGUCACUGAGUCAUUUGAGCAUUGCAAAUGUGAAAUGGUUUAGAUGGACUUUGUAUGUGUGAUGUGAUUGCUAAUGGAAGUAAGGAAGGGAAUGUUAUGCUUUGUGAGUAUUCUGUGUCGAUGUUCAUGAGUGUAUGUUACGUGAGGCUGUGUGCGCGUGUGCGCGUGUGUGUGAGUGAGAUGGCUUAUAGGUACAUGCGUGAGUGUGUAUGUGUGCUUGACUAUGAGUUAUGUGCAUGCCGUUGUGUGUGAGUAGAGGGUGGGUGUAUGCUGUGUAAUAAUGUUUGAAUGUAUGCACUUGAGUAGGUUUGUUCAUUUGGGUGUUAACUAGGGAUGGGCACUAAUAUGGAAAGUCCAUAACGAUAUUAGUUGCAUUUUUAAACAUUAAAUUGAUAUCAUAUCAAUUUGCAAAACAUGAAAACCAAAAAAAUAUCCACCCUUAUGUUCUGGCCACAGUAGUUAUUCUCUCUAUCUGCUCUGAAAAAAGCAGACAGUGGCUGUCGAGCUAGACCUAAACUGAAGAAAAAUAACUAGCUCUACCUCUUCAACAAAUCUGUAUUUAAAUGUAUUUAACGUUAUUGUUUCCCCUUCCAUAUCUGUUUCAUUACUGCAGAUGUAACCCUUGACCCUCCAGUAGCAGUGUUUGUUGUUUCUGAGACCGCUCUCAGACUUGGGUACAUUUGUACUCAGUCUUGAACAGUGAGGACUCGUAAUUUCUUCCAAAGACCAGCUGAGACCAGCUGUGUAAUAAUUCACCCAAAAUUAUCAAGAUCAACAGGUGCUAUAUUUUUUCCGAAGCCACCCUGCAGCCAUGAGCGCUGUCUGAUCAGUGCACACACUUCAUUCUUCAUCAUUUCGGCUAUCAUGUACAACCCCGUUUCCAAAAAAGUUGGGACACUGUGGACAAUGCAAAUAUGAACAGAAUGCAAUGAUGUGCAAAUAAUUGUUCCUUAUAC